Molecule: messenger RNA, 8339 nt
Organism: Hipposideros armiger (great roundleaf bat)
Lineage: Eukaryota; Metazoa; Chordata; Mammalia; Chiroptera; Hipposideridae
Gene: MXRA5
Product: matrix remodeling associated 5
Exons: 7
Coding region: 1-7551 (2516 amino acids)
Molecular function (GO): protein binding
Source: RefSeq, a predicted model, not a curated record
AUGCCCCGGCGGGCGCCCUGCCGAGCCCUCUCCGUGGUGCUGAUUCUGCUCUGGGCACACCCACGCACGGCUCUCGCCUGUCCCCAUCCUUGUGCCUGCUACGUCCCCAGCGAGGUCCACUGCACCUUCCGCUCCUUGGCUGCUGUGCCAGCUGGGAUUUCUCCACAUGUGGAAAGAAUCAAUUUGGGGUUCAAUAGCAUACAGGCUCUGUCGGAAACCUCCUUUGCGGGACUGACCAACCUGGAGCUUCUCAUGGUUCACGGCAACAACAUCCCCAGCAUCCCUGACGGGGCAUUGAAGGACCUCAGCUCCCUGCAGGUGUUCAAAUUCAGCUACAAUAAGCUGCGCGUGAUCACAGGACAGACCCUGCAGGGGCUCUGGAGCUUAAUGAGGCUGCACAUGGACCACAACAAAAUCGAGUUUAUCCACCCACAAGCGUUCAAGGGCCUGAUGUCCCUGAGGCUCCUGCACUUAGAGGGGAACCUACUCCACCAGGUGCACGCCGGGACCUUCUCCACGUUCACCUUUCUGGACUACUUCAGGCUGUCCAACAUCAGGCACGUCUACUUAGCAGAGAACAAGAUGCGCGCUCUUCCCGCGGGCGUGCUCCAGAGCAUGCCGCUGCUGGAAAACCUGUACCUGCAGGGGAACCCGUGGUCCUGUGACUGCGAGAUGGCGUGGUUCCUGCAGUGGGACGCGAAAUCCAAAGGGAUUCUGAAGUGUAAGAAGGACAAAGCUUAUGAAGGUGGUCAGUUAUGUGCCAUGUGUUCCAGCCCCAAGAAGCUGCACAAGCAAGAGAUUCACAAGCUGAAACACAUCCCUUGUCUGAAGCCCUCCAUCGAGUCCCCCCUGAGACACAACAGCAGCGGCAGCGGCGAGGAUGACGAGGAAACAGAGGACGACACUGACGGCCAGCUCUCCCUGGAGAGGUUCCAACUCCCCCCCUGGAAUAUUUCUCUGAACAUGACCGACGAGCACGGGAACGUCGUGAGCUUGGCCUGUGACAUCAAGAAGCCGACGGAGGUGCACAAAAUUCACUUGAACCAAACGGACUCGCAGGAGCUUGAGAUCAACGCCACGGUGGCCUUGGACUUUGAGUGCGCGAUGACUCGGGAGAACUAUGAGAAACUGUGGAAGCUGAUUGCAUAUUACAGCGAAGUCCCCGUGCGGCUGCACCGAGAAGCCGCGCUCAGCCAAGACUCCGGCGUCGCCUACCACUAUCGGCAAGACGCCGCCGACGACACUCUCUACUACACGGGGGUCAGGGCCCACAUUCAGGCGGAGCCAGAAUGGGUCAUGCAGCCAUCCAUAGACCUCCAGCUGAACCGACGUCAGAGCACGGCCAAAAAGGUGCUGCUGUCCUACUAUUCUCAGCAUUCUCUGACCAUGUCCGGCAAAGACGCAGAGCAGUCUCGGAGCAGGAGCUGGGUCAUGAUUGAGCCAAGUGGAGCGGUGCAGAGGGCUCAGACGGUCCUGGAAGGGGCUCCUUGCCAGCUGAGCUGUAAUGUGAAGGCUUCGGAGAGUCCAUCCAUCUUCUGGGUGCUUCCAGAUGGCUCUGUCCUGAAGGCACCCAUGGAGGACAAGAAUGGCAAGGUGUCCAUCCUCACCAGUGGCUGGCUGAAGAUCAAAUCGACGGAGCAGUCGGACUCUGGUUUGUACCAGUGCAUUGCUCAGGUAAGGGAUGAGAUGGACCGAAUGGUGUACAGGGUCCUCGUGCAGACGCCUGCCACUCAGGCCCCUGACGGACACACAGUGAAGAUUCAGAAGAACCCAGGGGAGCCGGUGACGUUGCCUUGCCACGCACUGGCGGUACCUGAAGCCCAGCUCAGCUGGAUUCUUCCAAACAAAAGGAUCCUUAACGACUUGACUAACACAUCACACGCAUACAUGCUGGCCGAUGGGACUCUCUCCAUCCCCAAGGUCCAAGUCAGCGACAGUGGCUAUUACAAAUGUGUGGCCGUCAAUCAGCAAGGGGCAGACGACUUCACCGUGGGGGUCACAGUGAGUAAGAAAGGGUCUGGCAGGUCGUCCAAAAGAGGCCGACGCCCCGGCGGGAAGACUCCUUCCAGGCUGAGAGGAGAUAUUGUGGAGGACGAAGGGGGCUCAGGCGUGGAAGAUGAAGAUAACGCUUCAAGGAGAAUUCUCCACCCAAAGGACCACGAGAUGUUCAUCCAGACAAAGGACGAUGCCGUCCCCGGGGGUAAGAAAGGGAGGAGAAAACCGAAGCCUUGGAAGAAUUCUGGAAAAGAGCCAGAGACCACCAUCGCGGAAGGUCGCAGGGUGUUCGAGUCCCGACGGAAAAUCAACAUGGCCAGCAAGCAGAUCAAUCCGGAGCACUGGGCAGACAUUUUAGCUCGCGUACGCGGGAAAAACCUCCCUAAGGGAACAGAGGUCCCCGGGGUCACAGACACCACCCCAGUAGCCACGACAGUGCCAGCCCAGAAGGCCACGUCACCAUCAGUGCCGCCCACUCACCCUUCUCGAAAGAGACCCAACGAGAGGAGAAGGUUACGUCCCCACAAAUUCCGACUCCGGAAUAAACAAACUCCACCCACCACGUUUGCCCCGACGGAGACUUUCUCUGACCCACCAACCCGAGCACCUGAAGUGAAGACUCCAAGCAAAGCGCAGAGUUCGCCGGUCCCUACCUCUUGGGUUGAGAGCACAGUUGGGACCCCCAAACAGUUGGAAAUGCGGAAGCAAGAAGAACCUGUAAGCAAGGGGACCCCAAGAAGGAAGCACGGGAGGAGGCCAAACAAGCAUCGGUACAGCACGUCCACAGCGAGCUCUGCCACAUCUGCGUCCAAGCUCAGCCCUUCCUCAGACAAGCAACCUAAAAACACGAUUACCCCCAGUCCAGAGACUGCGGCUUUCUCUACAGCCAUUUCUUUGGAAACUGCACACCCACGUCAGAUAACUAGAGUGGAAGAUUCCAUGGCAACCCCCACAAACAUAUCUGUAUCUCCUGACACAUUCCAAGAGACACUUCCCGGCACACAUACGCUGGCAUCAGCUGGUAAAGAAAUGAAGACUAAUGGUGUCACAGGCAUCAGUGACAACAGAACUGAUGGUUUAGUCCCUGCUGAGUCAGUCAUUAAUGUUGUAUCAACUUCUGGCUCCGAGGUCUCCACUGUGGGAGAAUUUAAGGAAACGUCCCCUCCUUCCGGCUUUCCAGGAGCUGAAAGCUGGAAUCCCCCAAGGACAGCCCAGCCAGGGAGGCUGCAAACAGACGCAGCUGCUACCAGCUCUCCAGAAACCCUGACAGACCGAUCUUCUUCUAAAGAGUCGGAGGACCUGGAGUUUUCCUCUGAGGUUUCGCCUUCUGUUGCAGCGUCUACACUGUUUCCACAGGAAGGACAGGUCUCUUCAACCACCCUCUCAAGCAUGGACGUCGAGUCCUCUUCGAGUCGGGCAGGAACCAUCAGUGGUCAGGGGCAUCAGGAAACCCCUCCUGCGAUUAUCCGCCCUGAAAUGCGGCCCCCGAAUCAAGUCCCCACACCUGCCCCGAUGGAAGAGCCCGCAUCUCCACUGUCCCACACGACUCUCAUGUCGGUGGUACAAACCACCACCACAAAGCCCACUCCCCGUACUUCCAGAGCGUCUCCAUCCUCAGCAGAGUCCAAGGAAAACGUUUUCUUCAAUUAUGUGGGGAUCCCAGAAACCAAAACACCGCCAGCCCACAAUGAGGGCACUCAACAUAUAUGGAGGCCAAACGGAUUAUCCACCCCAUCCCCCGACCAGGAUGGAUUUAAGUUAACUCCAAACAAGGAGUUAGGAAGGGAAGCAUUUGAUGGUAAGACCCAAAACCUUCUUCCACGUGGCCCCGACCGUCAUCCCCAGGGAGGGAGAGUCCACGGGUUCCACCAACCGGCCAAAGUGCCUGCCCUGCCUGUCCCACCAAGAGGGACUGUGCGGCCACCACACAUGACCACCCAAAACUCCUUCCGACACGUUGUAACCGUCCAGCCCCCUCGCCACUUGACCAACAAAGCGGAAGUAACUGCAUACCCUCCGUCCAGGGCCUUGCCCAAGCAUCACCACGUUACGACGCCAAAGUUCUCAAGCACAAGCCCUCCUGUGGUUCCGUGGCGUGGUUCCAAAGUCAACACUCCUAGCAAGCCUCCUGACCAAGGAGCUGACCGGUGGAAUGGCAACCCCAACGUGUUUGGAAAUAACUAUAUCCCGGACCUACGAGACCCUGUCGGCAAGCUUCCAAGUCCAAGAGUCCCUCAGUAUUCGAAUGGAAGGCUCCCUCUCUUUUCCAACAGGACCUUGUCUUUCCCACAGCUGGGAGUUACGCAGAAGCCCCCCACACCCACCUCUCCUGCCCCAGCGAUGGCAGAGAGAAAGGUCAACCCCGGCACCUACCCUAGGAUCCAUUCUCAGAGCAUCAGCCAUGGGGACCUCGGUCCGCCAGCACCCCCAUUUCUACACCAUCCCCGGAGCACGGCACCGCCUUCCACAAACGUCCAGAACAUCCCUCUGCUUUACUCCACCCGGAGCUCCGUCCCCUUCGUCACCGCUUCUGGACAGCCUUCCAGAAGCUUCCAUCAGAGCGGCUCCAAGCUCUUCUCUGCCGGAGGGCCACCUGCGUCCAAAUUCUGGACACUUGGGGAAAAGCCCCAAAUUAUCACCAAGUCCCCGCAGACCGUAUCCGUCACCGCGGAGACCGACGUCGUGUUCCCCUGUGAGGCAACGGGCAAACCCAAGCCUUUCGUGACUUGGACAAAGGUUUCCACAGGUGCUCUCAUGACGCCUAACACCAGAGUGCAGCGCUUUGAGGUCCUCAAGAACGGCACGUUUGUCAUCCGGAAGGUGCAGGUGCAGGACCGCGGGCAGUACAUGUGCGUGGCCAAAAACCUGCACGGCGUGGACAGGAUGGUGGUGGUUCUGUCCGUGUCCGUUCAACAGCCGCAGAUCCUGGCGUCCCACUACCAGGACGUGACCGUCUACCUGGGAGACACCAUCGCCAUGGAGUGCCUGGCCAAGGGGACCCCCGUGCCCCAAAUCUCCUGGAUCUUCCCGGACAGGAGGGUGUGGCAGACCGUGUCCCCCGUGGAAGGCAGGGUGACCCUGCACGAGAACCGCACCCUGUCCAUCAAAGAGGCGUCCUUCGCAGACCGAGGUGUCUACCAGUGCGUGGCGAGCAACGCGGCGGGCGCGGACAGCCUGGCCAUCCGCCUGCACGUGGCGGCCCUGCCCCCGGUCAUCCAGCAGGAGAAGCUGGAGAACAUCUCGCUGCCGCCUGGGCUCAGCAUCCACAUCCACUGCAGCGCCAAGGCCGCGCCCCAGCCCAGCGUGCGCUGGGUGCUCGGGGACGGCACCCAGGUCCGCCCGUCGCAGUUCCUCCACGGCAACUUGUUCGUCUUCCCCAACGGGACGCUCUACAUCCGCAACCUGGCGCCCAAGGACAGCGGGCGCUACGAGUGCGUGGCCGCCAACCUGGUGGGCUCCGCGCGCAGGACCGUGCAGCUGACCGUGCAGCGCGCCGCGGCCAACGCGCGCAUCACCGGCACCUCCCCGCAGAGGACCAACGUCCACUACGGGGGGACCCUGCGGCUGGACUGCAGCGCCUCCGGGGACCCCUGGCCUCGCAUCCUCUGGAGGCUGCCCUCCAAGCGCAUGAUCGACGCGCUGUUCAGCUUCGACACCCGAGUCAAGGUGUUUGCCAACGGGACCCUGGUGGUGAAGUCCGUCACCGACAAAGACGCCGGGGAUUACCUGUGCGUUGCUCGGAACAAGGUGGGCGACGACUUCGUCAUGCUCAAGGUCAACGUGGUCAUGAAACCGGCCAAGAUCGAGCACAAGGAGGAGAACGACCACAGGGUCUUCUACGGGAGCGACCUGAAAGUUGACUGCGUGGCCACCGGGCUGCCCAACCCUGAGAUCUUCUGGAGCGUUCCGGACGGGAGCCUGGUCAACUCCUUCAUGCAGUCCGAUGACAGCGGCGGGCGCACCAAGCGCUACGUCGUGUUCAACAACGGGACCCUCUACUUCAACGAAGUCGGGAUGCGUGAGGAAGGGGAUUACACCUGCUUUGCCGAGAAUCAGGUGGGCAAGGAUGAGAUGACCGUGCGUGUCAAGGUGGUGACGGAGCCCGCCGCCAUCCGGAACAAGACGUACUCCAUGGUCCAGGUCCCCUACGGGGAUGUGGUCACGGUGGCAUGCGAGGCCAAGGGGGAGCCCACGCCCAGGGUGACGUGGCUGUCUCCCACCAACAGGCUCAUCCCCACCUCCUCUGAGAAGUACCAGAUCUAUCAGGACGGCACCCUCCUCAUUCAGAAAGCCCAGCGCUCAGACAGCGGCAACUACACGUGUGUGGUCAGGAACAGUGCUGGCGAGGACAGGAAAGUCGUCUGGAUCCACGUCAACGUCCAGUCGCCCAAGAUCAACGGGAACCCCGACGCCAUCACCACCGUGAGGGAGAUAGCGGCCGGGGGGAGCCGGAAACUCAUCGACUGCCUGGCCGAGGGCGUCCCCACCCCCAGGGUGUUGUGGGCCUUUCCCGAAGGCGUGGUUCUGCCAGCCCCGUACUACGGGAACCGAGUCACCAUCCAUCGCAACGGCACCCUGGACAUCAGGAGCCUGAGAAAGAGUGACUCCGUGCAGCUGGCUUGCAUCGGCCGCAACGAGGGCGGGGAAGCCAGGCUGAUCGUCCAGCUCACCGUGCUGGAACCCCUGCAGAAGCCUACUUUCCAUGACCCGGUCAAUGAGAAGAUCACGGCCAUGGCCGGCCACACCAUCAGCCUCAACUGCUCAGCCGCGGGGACCCCGACACCUACCCUGCUCUGGGUGCUGCCUAACGGCACGGAGCUGCAGAGCGGCCAACGGGUGCAGAGGUUUUACCAUAAGAGCGACGGCAUGCUGCACAUCAGCGGCCUGUCCUCUGCAGACGCCGGGGCUUACCGCUGCGUGGCCCGAAACGCCGCGGGCCACACGGAGAGGCUGGUGUCCCUGAAGGUGGGGCUGAAGCCGGAGGCCAGCCAGCAGUAUCACAACUUGGUGAGCAUCAUCAACGGGGAGACCCUGCAGCUGCACUGCCUGCCCGCUGCGGGCCGGCAGGCGCGCCUCUCCUGGACUCUCCCCAAUGGCGUGACGCUGCAGGACCCCCAAACCCGGGGACGCGUUUCCAUCUGGGAAAACGGCACCCUCACUGUGCGAGAGGCCUCGGUGUUCGACAGGGGCACCUACGUGUGCAAGACGGACACUGAGUUUGGCUCCUCUGUCAUGAACUUCCCGGUGAUUGUCAUAGCUUAUCCGCCCAGGAUCACCAGUGAGCCGACACCCGUCAUCUACACCCGGCCCGGCAACACCGUGAAGAUGAACUGCAUGGCCAUGGGCAUCCCCAAAGCGGAGAUAACAUGGGAGCUGCCGGACCGGUCGCAUCUGACGGCUGGCCCGCAGGCCCGUCUGUACGGAAAUAGGUUCCUUCACCCACAGGGGUCGUUAACCAUCCAACAGGCCACACACAGAGACAUGGGUUUCUACAAGUGCACGGCGAAAAACAUCCUGGGCACGGACUCAAAAACAACCUAUAUCCACGUUUACUGAGACGCCGCCGGGAGAGCGUGGACGCCACGCUCCUGGCUUAGGGACUUAGGACAAAGCCACAUCUGUAAGGAAUCCGAGUCCGAGCCCUGCCAGGCAUGGUCACAGGCCAUGGUGGCCCCCGGUUGGGUCUCAGGUUUCUGUUGACGUUGACCUGUGCUUGUUGGCGAAAGGAAGCGGCGCCGACGGGGAAGGCGGGCUCGACGACCUCUCCGGGGACUUUCCUUCAUGUUGACAGGACGCCGUGUGCUCUUGUCUGGCACGUCCCGGGACCUGGGCACACGCGGCGCUUCUGUGUGGCACACGCCGCUCCGACGCGUUCAUGAGUGUCUGUAGGCCGGCCGAGGAGCAGUCACUGAAAACAAGCCACAGACAUGGGUAGCACCCUCUCAUCCGAUGGAAGAUGCCUGGCUUACUUAACCCCCCUGCAGAUUUAAACACGAAAGAACAUUCUAGAACGAGUGCCCGCCUGUCAGUUACUUGCUCUGUCACUUCAAAACUCCAGUUUGCCCACUAUGGGCUUAGCACCAGAGUGAUUUAUUAUUAUUUUUUCAUGUACAAGUUUCAUACGCUACAGCUACCAUUUUAUAUGAAAGAAGUCUUUUCUCGCUGGAACUCACGUUUUAUAUAGUGUUUUAUAUAUAUAUUAUAUAUAUAUUUUUUUUUUUCUUUCUCAUUAGACGAUGAGGCUAGAAAGAGAAAGAAAUACUUUCUUUCUGUCUCAUUAAAAAUAAUAAAUUAUUGGUCUUUACAAGACUUGGAUACAUUACAGCAGGCAUGGAAAUGUAAUU